UAUCUUACCAAGUCCAAGUAUUAAUGGAUACUUAAUAAGAGUUAAUGUGUAUUGGAUUUUUUAUGAUUCGAGUAUAAUGUCGAAUAGACAACUUUGGGGUGAAUUUGAAGAUGCUGAAAAUGAUGAGACAGUAUUACAAACUGUGAAUUUUAAUCCUAUAAUUGAACUAGGAAUGCAAAAUAUUCCAGAAAUACCUAUCACAGUAAAAUCAUCGCCGAUAGAAUUACCAAAACCAAAUUUGAUUACACACACUAUACAGCUUCACGAGUAUGCAAGGCAAUUAACGGCAAUAAUAAACCGAACGGAAAAUGCUGCGUAUGAAGGGGCCCGACUAGAUACCUUGAGCUUACCAAGUACUCCGCCAGAACCGAAUUUGAAAGUAGAACAUGAAGCAACACCACCAAUUAACUUUUUACCAAAGCAAUAUUGUGACUUUUCUCUUGGGAAAGGGCCUGUUAUUUUACCCUUUACACCAGAAAGCCACAGACGAGCACUACGACAAUGUGCUGCUAUAGCUAUAGGACAUGUUGGCUUUGCUUCUUCAACUAACACAGCCUUAAAUGCAGUAGCAGAUGCUUUAGAUGUUUACAUGACAAAUAUGUGCAAAUUGAUGAGAACUGUUGUGGAUAGAGAGGCGAGUGGUAUUAAUUCUGGUUAUCCAGAUGUAAUAUCUAAAGUUUUUGCCGAAUUGAAUGUUGGAAACCUGUAUAACUUCUAUGAAAACCGGGUUGUGAGAUAUCAUGAAAAAAUUAAAAGUCAAUGUGAAGAAUUAAAAAAUCAUUGUGAAGCAUUAGCUAUAGGUGACAUAGCACCCCAGCUUAAACUUGAAGAAGUGCCAGAACUGCAUUUCCCAGCAGCUUUAGAUGGUGCUUUCACACCCUCCCUUGAACCUGGAUUUCAAAUGUUGCACAGUCUUGAACAAGAACAGUUGCAAGGACUAGAUUUAUUAGAUGUAGUCACAGAUGAUAUCAAAGUGGAGCCGAUGGAAUUUUCUCAACCAGAAACUACGAAAUUACCUACUUUAUCACCUAAUGCAAAAAAGAAAAGAAAAUAA
Messenger RNA from Vanessa atalanta (red admiral), 1054 nucleotides. RefSeq names its product STAGA complex 65 subunit gamma-like. NCBI's taxonomy places the organism in Eukaryota, Metazoa, Arthropoda, Insecta, Lepidoptera, Nymphalidae. The transcript has a single exon. The record is from RefSeq and is a predicted model, not a curated record. Bases 77 to 1054 code for a protein of 325 amino acids. Gene Ontology annotation, molecular function: transcription coactivator activity. Gene Ontology annotation, cellular component: SAGA complex.